AUGGUGACAACAGUGACAACAGCGACAACAGUGACAAUGGUGACAACAGUGACAACAGGGACAAUGGUGACAAUGGUGACAAUGGUGACAACGGUGACAACAGUGACAACGGUGACAACAAGGAAAACAGUGACAACUGUGACAACAGUGACAACGAUGAGAACGGUGACAAUGGUGAGAACAGUGAACACGGUGACAAUGGUGACAACAGUGACAACAGUGACAACGGUGACAACAGUGACAAUAGUGACAAUAGUGACAAUGGUGACAAUGGUGACAACAGUAACAACAGUGACAACAGUGACAACGGUGACAACAGUGACAACGGUGACAACAUUGCCACCGCGACAACGGUGACAACAGUGACAACGGUGAUAACGGUGACAAUGGUGACAACAGUGACAACAGUAGCAAUGGUGACAACGGUGACAACGGUGAGAACGAAGAGAACGGUGACAACAAUGACAAUGGUUACAACAGUGACAUUGGUGACAAAGGUAACAACGGUGACAACCGUGGCAACGGUGACAACCGUGGCAAUGGUGACAACCGUGGCAACAGUGACAACGGUGACAAUGGUGACACAGUGACAACCGUGACAACCGUGACAACGGUGACAACAGUGACAACGGUGACAUCGGUGCCAACAGUGUCAAAAGUGAAAAGAGUGACAACGGUGACAGCGGUGUCAAUGCUGACAACCGUGACAAUGGUGACAACAGCGAAAACGGUGAGAACAGUGACAACAGGUGACAACAGUGACAAUGGUGAAAACAGUGACAACAGUUACAACAGUGAAAACGGUGACAAUGUUGACAACGGUGACAUCAGUGACAGCGGUGACAAUGGUGACAACGGUGACAAUAAUGACAACAGUGAGAACGGUGACAAGAGUGACAACGGUGACAACGGUAACAACAGUGACAACGGUGACAACGGUGACAACAGUGACAACGGUGACAACACUGUCAACAGUGACAAGAGUGACAACGGUAACAGCGGUGACAACGGUGACAAUGGUGACAAUGGUGACAACGGUGACAACA
Messenger RNA from Porites evermanni, 1046 nucleotides. NCBI's taxonomy places the organism in Eukaryota, Metazoa, Cnidaria, Anthozoa, Scleractinia, Poritidae. The record is from the annotation of a GenBank genome assembly.